CAGUUCCCAGGCGCGCACGGCUCAUAACAAAGAAACAACGUUGCUAGUCGUGCCGGCAAAUGCCGGGACACCUUCUCGAAAACGGCGAAAAAUUUUCCCGCCAGCAAAAGUGUGGCGUUGUAGAGAAAGGAACUCACUUGGUUAUUCAUCGGAGACACCUCGACAGUGUUUCCCCCGUGUUUUCUUCCUUGGCACGUUGUAGAUUCGCCGAGAAACUGGCUGCCACGCCUCUGUUCAAACUGCCGUCGGAGACAAAGACCUCCACGCCCCGUCACAGGAUGACCACGAUAUACCCGGGUGUCUCGUACGAGACCACGCUCGCGGCGGAGUGUUUGCUGUCCAUGGCUCACUCUGUGAUCGUCAAGCCGCCUCCCAAGCCAGAGAUCAAGAUCGAGCCCGAUCGUACGGAGUUGGGUCAGGACGACAACAAAGCAGGCAGCCACGGACACAACCCUUUGUUCAUGGUGGCGCGCAUCCUAGCGGAUCUCGGUAACAAGCAUGGUUGCAGUCCCAAAGUAAAGACAGAAGAGGCUUCGAACUUUCCUAACGGCUACGAUCACCAUUUCGAAGAAGCUGCCACGCCACUCGAUCUCUCCGUGAAGGCCAGGAGUCCCUCCCCAGCCAGAGAACCAAGCCCGAAAAGAAGCAGGGUGGGUAGCGGGAAACGUGGUGCAGUGGCCAAGCGUGAUCGCGCCGAGCGGUCGACCACACCUACCGGCACCAAGACCAAGCCCGGCGCGGGACGCAGGGCAGGCCGCAAGCCAGGAAUGAGCGUACAGCCCGCCAAGAAGCACAAGUGUUCCUUCAAGGGCUGUGACAAAAUAUAUGGGAAAUCCUCACAUCUCAAGGCGCAUCUUCGCACCCAUACAGGUGAGAGACCGUUCCCUUGCACAUGGCCUGACUGCUUCAAGAAGUUUGCACGGUCUGACGAGCUGGCACGCCACUUCCGCACUCACACCGGGGAGAAGCGGUUCUCCUGCCCCAUCUGCGACAAGCGGUUCAUGCGCAGCGACCACCUGAUGAAGCACGCCCGGCGGCACCCCAACUUCCAGCCUGGAAUGAUCAAGAAACCGGACCAUCGCCGUAGCAACCCCAUGUCUUCGGCAGCGUCCACCGGGUCAGCGAGCGAGGACUACAGCCUGUCUCCCGCAUCCAGCCCGCUGAGCGCGCCCAGCUCUCCGUGAACAUCAGUGCCGUUCAGGACUGAUAAUGACACCAGCUCACCUGAGCUAGCUGUUACAAUGGACUUGAAAGAUGUUAAGUUACACUGACGAAGCAUCUGGAAAAGAAAUGACUGUUUGCCGGUUGUGGCAGUCUGGCACUUGAGCCAGACUCUGAGCUGUCAGCCAGGUGGCAAGUUUAAAAACGUAGGAAGUAACAAACGUAACAUCCCAGUCACGAUGCCUUCCCGUUCAGAAUUGCCUUGAUUCGAACUGUCCUUUCUACUAUCUGACCCUACCUCAGGCCGAUAGUCUCACAGUUGUCACGGCAACUGCAUUCACUUGUUCUGUGUCUCAUCUGAGAACAUUCCUCUGGUACCAAUGAAAUUAAUGGCACUGUUCUCUGCUAUACUCUUAAUAAGGCACUAACUGGUACAACGGCAAACUUUUUCGCGAGGAAUUUGAAAGAUCAGUGUAGAAGUGUUAUUGAGACAUUUGAUUGAUGGUGGAAAGGGGUGGUCCUUCCACCAUACCUGUACAUGUUCAAAAUAAUCUCUCAAUUACGCAAAUUGUCGUGUUACUGGAGACAGAUGACAGUAUGUGUUAGUACCACAUUUUUCUUAUGGAAAAGUUUUGUACUAUUUCUACUCCAUUGCCAAAAGUGGUGAAAAGUGUAGGCAAGUUAGCUGUGCGCAUCUUGUGUAUUGUUGUGCCAUUAGGUACAUUGCUGGGUUUGUCACUUGUUGAAGUGCUGUCUAUUUUUCUACUGUUAAUCAAUGUGAAAGCUCUGUUAUUAUGCGCUUUAGCUAUUAAUGUCCUUUGCUGUUCUGUGCUAGAUGUUUGGCUGUUGCUGACUUAGACUCAAAGCAGUAAUAACCGUCGGCUGUUUGAACUCAAAGUAAUCUGGUCAUUGUACUGUAACGUUACUGUGUAGGGUUGCCUUUAUGAUAUUGUAUUUAACCAGAGGCCUUCCAUUCCUUUGUGUCAUAACACUUGCACAUUGUUGGAUAUAACUUGUACUAGCUUGUCUCACCAGUGAAGAGCUUGAGGUAGUUAUCAUUGUAAAAAAAAUCUCAGUGAUGAGCCAGAAUUGACAUUAUUAUAUAACUACAGUGUAGUAUGGUCCAAAAUCUGGACUAUGUUGUGUAUAACAUGAAGUAGAGCCACUGAUUUGGGGAGUGAAAGGUGUACUUUAUUAACUUUGGAUUUUAAAGGUUUGCCUUGGCAGAAAAGCCAAAACUCCUUGGACAAGAUGUCCCAAAAUUUCCUCCCUCAAACAGUGGAUGCUACUUCUGUGUUGUCCUCAGUGUCUUGUAUUUUUAAGGGCACCUCUGCUUCUGCUAGUUCUCUUCCAGCUUUGUUGUUUGCCAAACAAUUGCCAUACCAAACCAACCAGCUUGUUUUACCUUUUCUUGUGGAGACUGUUUCCACCAUGUGGAAUGAAGACUGUCUCCACUAAGCCAUUUAGUUUCCAUCUUGAGACUGGAGUAUGAUUCAGAUGUUCUUGAACUUAAAAUGCAGACAGUAUUUUAUCCUCAAGGUGAAAGUUAGAGGUGUCCUUUUGUGAUUACCUGUAGUUAAAUCAUAUCAUUGGCAGCAGUGUAGAGUUGCCUACAGGAGAGGAUAUAUCUCUUGUCCAAAGUUGCUGUAGAUGUUACAUGUCUGUCGGCUCACCACUGGCUGGGUGAACAAGUUUUAAUGACAGGCAUGUAGCAACCCUGGCAAUACAGGACAGGGAGUCAGGAAGACUGAUAGUGACUGUCAUUGCUAACUUUAGUAAAGAGUGAAGUUUGUUGAGAAGAAAGGGCAGGUUCCUUGUCUCUAUAGUAACCAGAACAUAUGUUUUUGUUGUUUUGUUUGUGAAGAUCGAGCUGAAAUUUGAGAUAGAAGGUCAGCCAUUAUCCUGUGUAACAGACUGUUGAUUAUUCCCUCUUCAACCAACAAGCCUGAGGAGGACAGGAAUUAGUUGUAUGAUUUUCAUAUUCAAAGCUUUUUUUAGAAAUGAAAUAGUGGAAUACCACUUACUUCACAGACUCUAUUUCCAUAUACAUUAAUGCUGCAAGAGUUUAUUUAUUUCAUGUCAUGUGCAACAGUACUUAAUGUUGAGAAGUUAGGAAAAUUCUUUCCCGCUGGACGGAGUUGAGAAGGGUGCUCAGUGCUUGAUUGCCAUUGACGUAAAUACCACUUGACCUCAUAGCAGGCUUCAGUAGUUGAAGGGGAAUAAGAUGAAGGCGUGUGAGAGCAUGUUGUGUUGCCACAUGCAGUGUUUAAGCCUGGACAUUGUCGGUUGCCAAUGAAUGUGUCUAUCUGUGGAAAAAAAGAGAGUUUUUAAGCUGUGUUCUCUGUGACGAUGAACUAUGCAAUGGUUUGUUUUUCAUACUUAUGGGGUAAGUGGUGGAGGGUGUCGAGACUUCAAACACUGCAGGCUUCCUCUCCUGAAGACCUUGCAGCAGUUUUUGCCAUACUUCCGACCAGUCAUGCAAUCCCUGUUUCCGAUUGGUUGAAAAUUUUUUGUCCAAUUGGUUGAAAACCUAAACUUCUAACCAAUCAGCUGUGACGUAACAAGAUGAGUUUUACCAAAAGAAAGCAGGCUGCACAUAAAAUUUAGACAACAAUGUUUUUUCAGUUUUGACCAAAAAGUGGUUUCUGUUGAUUGGAAAGCACAGAAAGACGUUGAAAGGAUGGCAGGUUGGACUUUUUCCUAAGGGAUCAGGAUUGUAUGAUAUUGAUAUCUUCAGUAGAUCUCUACAUUGACCAGUAGACCACAUCUUGUACUUAACAUUGUAGCCUAAUCAUGUUCUAGAUUUAGCUGUUUGAAUGUUGCCUAUUUAACGGAAACUGAUGUUAAUGGCUACAGAUGACCUUGGUAUAUUUAACUUAUGCUGUGUGUUAUUUAAUGCUUAUUUAAAUAUGUUUACCACAUAAUAUGUUUGCCUGUGCACCCACAUAGGUUCCUUUGUUCUCUGGUAUUAAGUUAUACUUUUCAGGAUUGGCUGUGACCACAACAGAAUUGUAUUUUGUAUCGUUCAGGGUUUUAUUGACCAAAUAAGAUGGAACAAUAUCAUCGAUUACCUCUUUCUGGGAAUCGUUCUGUACGAAUUUGUAUGAUCAAAUUUAUAUUGGUAAAUAAAUGAGAUGUGCAUUGUACCUGUA
Messenger RNA from Branchiostoma belcheri (Belcher's lancelet), 4313 nucleotides. RefSeq names its product Krueppel-like factor 13. Gene Ontology annotation, molecular function: RNA polymerase II cis-regulatory region sequence-specific DNA binding; DNA-binding transcription factor activity, RNA polymerase II-specific. The record is from RefSeq and is a predicted model, not a curated record. Bases 60 to 1184 code for a protein of 374 amino acids. The transcript is spliced from 2 exons. NCBI's taxonomy places the organism in Eukaryota, Metazoa, Chordata, Leptocardii, Amphioxiformes, Branchiostomatidae. Gene Ontology annotation, biological process: regulation of transcription by RNA polymerase II.